This is a messenger RNA of Plodia interpunctella (Indianmeal moth), 4980 nucleotides long. It is a transcript of the gene HDAC6, whose product is annotated as Histone deacetylase 6. Gene Ontology annotation, cellular component: histone deacetylase complex. The record is from RefSeq and is a predicted model, not a curated record. Gene Ontology annotation, biological process: negative regulation of transcription by RNA polymerase II. Lineage: Eukaryota; Metazoa; Arthropoda; Insecta; Lepidoptera; Pyralidae. Gene Ontology annotation, molecular function: histone deacetylase activity; zinc ion binding; transcription factor binding. The transcript is spliced from 19 exons. Bases 217 to 3846 code for a protein of 1209 amino acids.
GAAAUUAACGAAAUGUCGAACGAAUGCAAGAAAUGCACGCAAAAACGCGAAUUGCAUGCAAACAACGAAUACACCGUAUUUAUCUUCGCUUGUUGAAUUUAAUGUAGUGACCAUGUCUCCCAUUAAGAGUAUUUGAUAUUAAUAAUUCGAAUAAAAUAAAUUAAAAUAAUGGAACUAUAAAAUUCCAGUAACAAGCUCAUUCAGAAAAAGUUUACAAUGUCGACCCCACCACCCCAGCCAAGACGAUCCGCCGGCGCAGGCGAUAGUAAAAAAAAUACCCCACCGCCCUCCAGUAUUGUUACCAGGAAUGGAGCACGCAAGGCCAAGAUUCAGACUCGUGCCAUGUCUGCUGGUGCUAAGCCCUCAGCUUCAGUUCUAGCUGCUAAGAAAAAGGCUUUGCAUAAGAAGAAACAAACAGUCGACACUGUUUUAAGGGAUCACUAUCAAAUUGCCAUGGAGUCCAAGAACAAGGUGAAGGGCCCCACCGGGUUCGUGACGGAGCCCCGCAUGGCGGAGCACCGCUGUCUCUGGGACGCCAACUACCCGGAGUGCCCGGAGAGGCUCGUCAGUGUUAUCGAUAGGUGUCGCGAACUUAACCUGAUCUCGCAAUGCCAAGAGUUCUCGCCGCGGGCAGCUUCCAAAGAGGAGCUGAGUUCCCUUCACUGCCCCUCCGUGUACGAGAUGCUGGAGACCACUCACAACAACCACGACGCGGAGUACCUCGAACGGCUGUCCGCGAAGUUCGACGCUAUUUACAUACACCCUAGCACGCACGAACUGGCGUUGAUCGCCGCCGGGUCGACUAUAGACAUGGUAGACCGUAUAGUCUCUGGCGAGGUACAAAACGGGGCGGCCUUCGUGCGCCCCCCGGGGCACCACGCCAUGAGGGCGGAGCCCUGCGGCUACUGCUUCUACAACAACGUCGCUUUGGCCGCUAAGCAUGCCAUAAACAAACACGGACUCAAGCGUAUACUGAUAGUCGAUUGGGACGUACACCAUGGGCAGGCGACGCAACAAAUGUUUUAUGAUGAUCCCAGAGUGGUAUACUUCUCCGUCCACCGCUACGAGCACGGGUCGUUCUGGCCCAGCCUGCGCCAGGCCGAGUGCAGCUUCGCCGGCGCGGGCCGCGGCGUCGGACACAACUUCAACGUGCCCCUCAAUAAGACCGGGAUGACUGAUGCGGACUAUCUCGCCGUUUGGCACCAACUGCUUUUACCCAUGGCUUUCGAGUUCUCGCCCGAGUUGGUUAUCAUUUCGGCCGGUUACGAUUCGGCGUUAGGCGAUGAAAAGGGCGAAAUGGAGAUCACGCCGGCUUGCUACGCGACGCUGCUCCACUUGCUGUCGUGUGUGUGUGUGUCUGUGUGCGUGGUGCUGGAGGGGGGGUACUGCCUGGCGUCGCUGGCGGAGGGCGCUGCGCUCACACUGCGCACUCUGCUGGGACACUCGCCGCCUGUGCUGCAGACGAUCGCCGAGCCGAGCGAUGAAAUUCGCGAAUCCAUACUCAACUGCAUAUAUGUCCACAAGCCAUAUUGGAAGUGCUACAACUACCAACAGACGUACAGCGUCGACAACUCGGUGCCGAACGUGUGCGACGGCAAGAAAGAGAAGCAUGUGGUCACGCUGAGGUGGGAGGGAGACGAAACUAGGCCGGAGACUUUCGCCACGAGGGACUGCUAUCCGUUGCAGGAUGAUCAGACUAAGAAGGAGAUUGCUCGAAGGCUGAAUCACUUGAGGAUAGUGACGGAGUUGAGAUCGCCACUUCACUCAGUCGGCUACAUAUACGACGAAGCCAUGUUGAAACACAAGAAUAUUUGUGAACCUGACCACGUGGAAUGCCCUGAACGCAUCAUGAGGAUACACGAACGCCAUCGCGAUUUCGGUCUGCUGUCUCGGCUGCAUAUCCUCGAAAGCGCCAGGGCUUCGGAAGAACAGAUCCUGGCUGUCCAUUCCCCGAAGCAUCUGAAAAGGUUAAAAGAGUUGGCAACUACAAAAUUGAGGGAUUUGAACAACCAGCGUGAGGAUUACGAUUCUAUAUAUUUCCAUCCGGACUCUCUAGAAAGUGCGGCUGUGGCUGCCGGCUGUGUCAUACAGAUGGUGGACGCGGUCCUCAACAACGUGGUGGGCAGCGGCGUGUGCGUGGUCCGGCCGCCCGGGCACCACGCCGACGCCGACGCCCCCAGCGGGUUCUGUUUGCUCAACUCCGCCGCCGCGGCCGCCGCCCACGCCCUCCACGCACACGGGCUCACGAGGGUGCUGAUCCUGGACUGGGACGUGCAUCAUGGCAACGGGACUCAGAAGAUUACUUACGAAGAUGAUAAGAUCCUAUACAUGUCGAUUCAUCGUUACGACCACGGUUCAUUCUUCCCGCACUCGACGGACGCGGACUACGCGGAGGUGGGGGAGGGCAGAGGGGAGGGGUUCAACGUAAACGUGCCGUGGAACAAGCGCGGCAUGGGAGACACGGAGUACCUGGCGGCGUUCACACAAGUGGUACUACCGAUUGCUUACGAGUACAACCCUGAGUUGGUCAUCGUGUCGGCUGGGUUCGACGCCUGUGUCGGGGACCCUUUGGGAGGUUGCAAAGUGACACCAGAGUGCUACGGGCGCAUGACGCAGCUGCUGCGCGGGCUGUCGGGCGGCCGCGUGGUGCUGUGCCUCGAGGGCGGAUACAACGUCACCAGCAUCUCCUACGCCAUGGCUAUGUGCACGAAGGCAUUGCUAGGGGACCCAGUCUACCACCACUACGAAACGAAACCAGCCCCCCAUUGGACCGCUGUGGAAUCCAUCAAUAACGUAAUAGCAACCCACAAGAAAUACUGGAAGAAUCUCAAGUUCCAAUUGGCGUUGCCGUUAGAGAAUGUUUUGGAAGAACCGCUGCCGUCUCGAGGUCUAAUAGUUGAAGAUGAAAAGACAAAUCUUUCGACGGAUGUGUCGUUGUCUAUUACUAUAGAGUCGAAAAAUGGAAGCCAUUUGGACGGAUCCCUUGAGAGAAAUAUGGCGAAUUUGAGCAUAGACAAACCAAUUUGCUCUGAUGUGGUUCAUUGUGGAACUGAUGAUGAAGGAAAUAAAUCUAUUUGUUCAGAUGGGAUACAUUGUGGUACUGAUGAUGAGAACGAAAAUUUGAAUUCUGGAGAUAAGUCCAUAGAGAAAAAAAUAUCUGCCAAGAGCAUAGACAAACCAUGUUCUGACGGAAUUCACUGCGGCCUCGGAGAGGAUAAGAAAGACAAAAGUGGACCGUCUAAUAGCAAACAAGGAACUUCCAUAAACAAAACUGAAAAUACCAUAGAAAAAAGUGGUCCAUCAAAAGUUAAAACUGAACUGAACGAAAGCAAAACUGGACCGUCGGAAGUUAAAAGUGGAUCAAGCGAAAGUAAAAGUGGACCAUCGGAAGUUAAAACUACUACAGAAAGCGAAAGUACAGAGAAGGCAACUUUAGUGGAUUAUUUAGCGGAAAACAUGCAAGCAAUAGUGAAUGGUGAAAUGUUUGCGGUGAUACCGUUACCAUGGUGUCCACACCUGGAGUCGAUGUAUGUGAUUCCGGAGACGGUGAAGUUCGAACAAGGAGUGAGGUGUGUAGAGUGCAAUGAAACUGUCGAGAACUGGGUGUGUCUGCACUGUUAUAUCACGGCGUGCGGUCGCAGUAUAAACGGGCACAUGCAAUCCCACUACCGCAACACACAGCAUCCGCUGGUGCUCUCGCUGUGUGAUCUCUCGGUGUGGUGCAACGAGUGCGACGCGUACGUCGACCACCCGCUGCUGUACGACGCGAAGAAUAACGCCCACAUGUGCAAGUUUGGCGAACAAAUGCCCUGGUGUUAUAAGAGUGACACUAUCCAUAUGCAGUGAUGUUCGUGUAGUGCUGUGUAAUAGAAUAAUCUCGUGUGAAAAUCGUAAUAAAAUUGCACCGGAUAUUCAUUCAAUAAUACAAUAAAUAAAAUCUCCAAAUUUUACAUACACGCAUCAGCUUAAUUUGCUGAUAGUGUUAUUAAAUAAUAGUAAUAAACUAUUUACAAUUCGAUUUAUAUGCUCGAAACUUCGUCACUUUGCUGUGUAGUAGUCAUUGCGUCACAAUGCCAUAUCGUGAGAUGCUAUGAUCAAUCCUAUGCGAUUCAAAUCAUUUUAGUAACUAAUCUUUUCACAGUCAACCAGUCACAGUGCGACAUUAUAAUGACGACAACUACACCGCAAUGUUAUUGGUUAAGGAUUGGAGUCACACUGCGAAAAAAAUGUGUAAAACGAAUUGCAAAUUCGCAUUAUGGCCUCUGAUGUUCUAAUUAUACACCAUUUUUAUACACCAAACGAAUGAAUGCCCAUUCUAUACUGCUAUGGUCAGCCAUUGGUUGGACACCCAGAGUUGGGAUAGAAUGAUGCAUCCAUUUGCUUGGUGUACAUCAGCCUUAAUGGGAUGACACUCGGCCAAUGAAGGCAAAUGAAUGUGUGAAGAAAUAAAUACAUAUUUGUUGGACUUUGUUGAGUCUGUGUGGUAAAGUAACAGUAUUGUGAAAUUUCGACUUGCCAUAUCUUAAAAUAGUAACCAAAAUAACUGAAAUCAAUUAUUUAGUGUCUAUUUGUUUUUGUUUUUUGCGACGAAUAUUAUACACUAUUGGGGAAGUAUCUUGUAGUUUGUGUUAUAGACAGACUUCGAAUUAUGCCUUAUUAUGGAUUCCCAAAUCUGCCAACACUGGUGGCAGACCUUAUUCCUACCGCCAAAAGGCAUCUGACAUGACUUGACUACUACUGCGCCUGAAAUGUCGACGCAUAAAAUUUACUUUUUUUAAUAUAUUAAAUUGUGACCUCCAUUCUUUAUGUAUGUAUAAUGUUUAGUACAGUAUUAAAAUUGGUGCUAACUAAACUACUAACGCACAGUACAAAUGGUAUGCACGCAGUUAACAUCCUAAUUUUAAAACAACAUUAUUUAAUUUCACAUUUGUCAUCAGAGUCAUUUACCUUUAAAGGUCAGAUAAGGAUAAUGCAUUUUUU